ACCGGUGGAGAGAGGAGAGCGAGUCUGGACGGAGACGAUGAGAGCAUAUGAAAAACUGUCAGUAACAUUACUUCGAAAAAUAUCAACCAUGUCUACUGCUUUUUACAUCUGCCUUCUCUUCUUGUGGCUCCAAACCAACGCAGUGGGAGCAGAGCUGGCCCCACCAGAGAAUGUGACCAUUAUCACCUUGAACACCAAUUAUACACUGAGCUGGGAUUGGGACCAGAGUUCUGCAAAGAAUCACGCUGUCAACUUCACCACACAAUAUGUUGCGAAGUACAAACUUAAGUCUAAGAAAAAGAAUCCGAUCUGGUCUACAGUGUGUGAGGAGACAUCACAUAGGUCAUGUGACCUCACAAAGUUAAACCUGUACUACCUGGGCAUCUAUGUGCUUCGUGUACGAGCUAAUGUGAACGGACGUCUCUCCGACUGGACGCUGAAGGAGUUCUGCCCUGAUAAAGAUGCUGCUGUGGGUCCUCCAAGCAAAGUGGAUCUUUCUCCUGCUGGAAGUGACCUGGACAUUUUCAUCACUGACCCUUUGACCAGUACCAACAGUUCAAUGAAGGAUCAUCAUCCUGAGCUGUACUACCACAUCCUUUACUGGGAACGCUCUGGAGACAGACAGCCCUUAAGGACCCAGAUGUUGACUAGCAGUGCCAACAUGGUGACUUUACCAAACUUGAAGGCCUGGACUUGGUACUGUGUGAGCAUUCAGUCAUGCUAUGACUUCUACAACAAGAGCAGCAGCUUCACCUCACCCCACUGCAUGCAGACUGAAGGUGUCAUUCCAUGGUGGCAGAUCUUGGGGUACUUCCUGGUCUCUCUGGUUAGCUGCUUCGUGGUCAUGCUGCUCUUACUCUGUGGCUUCUUUUGGUUCGUAAAGACCCUCAAGGCCAUGUUGUACCCCUCCAUCCAGCUCCCUCCACACUUCCAGUAUCUUCAUGACUCACCUGGCUCUGACAUUCCUCACCUCCUCACACCGGAUUCAGACUCAGACCUGUUGUGCGACAAGGUGACCGUCUGUCCAGAGCCACUGGUCCUGGAAAUCCAUGAGCCCCCCCCUGAGGUCCUGCCAGCACCCCCUUUAGGCCUAGAGCCAGACAGCAGUGGCAGACACAGUCGUCAGGACAGCAGCGGCAGUGGAGACUCAGGAGUGUACUCCACAGGGGGCAGCUCCAGCCUGCGGCAGCCCAACAGCAAUCAAUCCUCCGCAGGGGCUGAAGACUGUGAGCAGGGUCACUUUGACUUGCAGCAGGUGAAGAUGCAGGACAUGGCUCCAAGGCUCAAGACUCAACUUCUGAUCACAGACGAGGGCAUUGUAGACAUGUGUGUCUGAAGGCAUGCUAAAAACACAUCUGUUGAGAAGAGCGAAGAUGAUAUUGUGGAAAAUGUGCAGUGUGCCUUUUCUCCAGCUGUCACUGUGAAACUCAGAGGGGAAAGCAUCAGGUCUGUACAAAAAAAAACAAAAGUGUAAAAGACAAGGAUUAUUAGAAUACACAAGAUGAUGAGUGACAGACUCACACAGGGAUCAGAACUGAUCUGCUGUGAUGUCAUUUGCAAGAAGGGAUGUGGUCUUCACUGUUGAUUUAUCUUUCCUCAAAGUAGCUUUUGAAAAUGCCGAUCCUCAUGUGAUCUCCUAGGAAGUACUGUACUGAUACUGUUGUGAUUUGAAUAUGUUAUAUGUUCCCUUUACCUUGUCUCUAAAGCCACUGUCUGAACAUCCAUACUGUGAGAGGUCAACAGGUUGCGCUAAUUUGACUAAAUGUGGCUGAGAGGAUCAGAGUCUAUUUGUGUAGCAGUCUGCAUUAAAGGAAUACUGACCAUUUCUUAAAAAUGACCAUCUCUACAUCAGUUACUCACCGUGUGUCACCUUGAAUUGAUGAAGAAAACUGUCUUUUUUCUUGCAUUCAUCCAUGGGGAACGAAGAAUCCAAAAAGAGCAAAUAUUGUUGAUGAAUUGAAGUCACUGGGGUCCACAUUUAACAAUAGCAAAACUAUAUCAAAACAUCUGCUUACAAACUCUCACAACUUGUACAGUAUAAUUGAAGUCUCAUUUAUCCAGCUGUAUGCUCAGUUCCUUCCAUAUGCAUUGCAUUACCCUGCCUUCAGCCCUUGCUCUCCAGGAUUGAAAGUGUAAACGUUGAUAAGUUUCUGUCCCACUCAGAAUGGGUUGAAGGCAAGACACAAAACUGAAAUGAAAAAAAAAAAGUUUUCUUGACAAAUUUAAGGUAACAUUACAUCAAUAAUUGAAAUGUAAAUUGUAAUUUUGUGGGUAAAGUAUUCCUUUAAUCUAGUCUUUAAGAGUUGAAUCAGCUUCAUGUCCUGUCGCUGUAAUGAGUCAGCAGAAGUAGCUUAAAGGUGCUAAUUAGGGAGCAUUAAUAAACACAAGCAGAUAAAUUCAAAUAGAGUGCCCCAGUAAUGAGUUCUAAAACCCGUAAAUGAGUCAGCAUUUUUGCACUCUCGGUUCCCCUGUUUCAAAGUCAAUACAUUUUUUGAAUGGGUUUUUGGUUAGAUGGCUGAAAUAAGGUCUGUGGUUAACACAAGCUUUAGAGACUUUCACAUUUUGUUUUGUGACAUAAGUCAGUAAAUACCCCACUGUGAAUUCUGAAGCCUUUGUUUAUCUUUUAAAAGGUGGUUGCUAACAAUACAGAAUGUUAUCAUGCUGCUUACGGCUUCACAGCCCUGUAGUGGUAGGGAUGCUAAGUCAUGCAACUGUAGUUUAGUUUGUUUAUAGCCCAGCCUUAGCCGUUUUUUUUAGCAAUUCCUUUGAGGCUUUAAAAAUCAUGAAAGUGGUGUUCAUUUGUGAAGAUUAUCUUGCUGUCUCAUGAAUCAUCAUGUUUGUUUGCCACAGAGCUUUUUUCUGCAGUAAUCCAAAAUCCAAUGGAAAAAUCCCAUAGACUUUUUGAUGAGGGAACCAGGGCAAUGCUAAAUUCCACGUCAGCCUACAGAAAAACAUCCUCCCUGGAACACUCUGUAGAGUGACCUCAGAGUGAUGAUUGACACCAGCAGUGGAUAUAGAUGCAGCCAUUGUCAUUGCAAUGAUGUGCACCUACUGGAGAGUGCAGUGAGAUUUAACAAAUGAUAAUGACAUUAGUUGGAAACAGGACCAGUAAAUCCUUCAUGAAGGUUAGAAUGUUCUGAUUUUGUUCAAACUGUUUGAUUGACUCAGCUGUAUGAUCAUUCUGGAUGCUGAUGUUGGUGGCGCUGUUGACCUGCAUUAUGUUUGUGAAAGGUGUUAGUUACUGAACCUAUCCUCAUUGGUAUAAAAGGGGUGGACAAAACACCUUUAGGAUAAUACAUUACAGUUCAAUAGCACUAUUGGCAGUGCUGGUCAUUGCCGCCUUAGCGUAAGACCUAUUGACAUUGUGAUACUUAUUUGUUCUGUUGUUCUGUUUUGCCAAAAUGUCUGUGUUGAUCAGAUGAACUGGAGAAAUCCACUUUAAAUAGAGUAGUUUGACCUGAACAGGAGUCUCUGUUGAUAUCCAACAAUCCAUCCAGCUACAUGUUGAAUUUCUCCACAUAAAAAGAAACAUUGUCCACCUUGUAACAUACUUACUGUAAGUAAUAUCUCAGUGUAAAAAAAAAAAAAAAAAAAAAGAAUGAGCUACUAAUUUAUCUCUGUCCUUCAGUUUUCCUGCUUUUCCAUCUCAUUAGCAAUCUGACUAAAUAGCCAGAAUAACCUAGUGAUGACUAUUAUGAAAGAAGAGGUUUCAUUCUGUGUGAAUGUCUUUUAUUCAACCAUUAUGAUUCUUUAAGAAUCUUGGUGCCAUAAUGGUUUUAUUUGUUUUUUAUGACAUUUUAUUUGUAUUAAAUAUAUUUUCCUCACGUUUAUCAUUUGAGCGAUAUUAUUUCCACCUCUGUUGAUCUUUCAUGUUUGUUUUGAGGGACUUAUUCCUCUAUGUUUCCCUCACACAUUUCUCUGACUUCACAUUUAGCAAAGACAGACAUAAGCUUAGCAAACAGAUUUUGUAAAUAGAUAAAGAAGCGAGAGAGGUGUAUGUGCUCUGUGUACUUGUACAAUUAACAUCUUUCAUCUACCAUCUGCUUUCUAACAACAAAUUGCCUUUUCCUGAUUCUGCAAUGCUAGGAUGUAUAGGUAAAAUUUUAGGCAGUUUUGUAAUUGAAGACACAAAACAGAAACAAAUCAAACUGAUCUGCUUGUAGAAUGUGUUGGAAAAAUGUCAACAAAACAAAUAUGAAUUCAAGGCAAGAUAUUAAGUAGUUUUUCCCUUAAAAGGACCCAAAAAAGUGCAGUCGCAAAUGUCAUAACCUUCCAGGUCUUUCAGUGCUUGUAAAAAAAAACUGUCCUUGUGACCUUGUCAUUUAUACCCCUUUUCCACCAAAAUUAGUGCUUGCACAUAGGUUUUUAAACAUGAGUAAGCCUGCUAAGAAUAGGCCAUGGAUUCCUUUCCCCUUUGCCAGACCAGUGUGUGUAUAUGGGGCUCUGCAGCAGACAAGUAUGUUUUCUAUGCCUGUGUGGAUUUUUUUUAAGUGUCAUGUUGGACGUCACGGACAGGCCAGAAAACAGGUUAGUAGAAAGCAGUAUGGAGGCCAGUAAAAACUUAAUGGUGGUUACUUCUUUCUAUAUAUGCCUUACUCAUUCAGUCUGUCCUAAAGCUGGUACAGACUAAUUAUGUAGUGUUUGAGUGCUACUUGAGUGGAGAUGCAUACUAAUUUGUGAUAACAUGUUAUUGCAUCUUGCCAGUAAAGGGGCUAAAAUUAGCGGGUUCACCAGGGUGUUGGGUUUCCAUCACUGCCCAUCAGAGCUGAUUGGAGCCGAAUUGAGCCAGAGCCAAUAAUACCUGUGACGACCGCAGAGUCAUUUGACGUGGGAGUAAAUGCUAAUUGUAACCUUUCCCUUUACAUCCAGAUAACAGGUGUUAACAGUUUUUUUUUUUGUGAGGUGGAAAAGGGACUUAAAUUUCCUUAAGUUUGAUCCAGUUUGACUUCCUCAUUGUUGCAGAAUUUCCAUUCUACACUGUCUCUACAUCUCGCCCAUCACUGUCCAUUCUAACUUGAAAUUGUAUAUAAGCAUAUUGUUAAGCAGUGUACUGGUAAAGUACGUGUACGUAAACCAGUGGUGAUGUCAGUGUACAUCUCUGGUCUCACAUCCACCAACUAUUGAAUCCCCUACACCCAUGUUAAUGGACAAUCAUGAAAAAAUGAAAUAAAUGGCUUCUAACACCAAA
Molecule: messenger RNA, 5188 nt
Organism: Epinephelus lanceolatus (giant grouper)
Lineage: Eukaryota; Metazoa; Chordata; Actinopteri; Perciformes; Serranidae
Product: interferon alpha/beta receptor 1b
Biological process (GO): cytokine-mediated signaling pathway
Cellular component (GO): plasma membrane
Molecular function (GO): interferon receptor activity; protein binding
Source: RefSeq, a predicted model, not a curated record